Molecule: messenger RNA, 654 nt
Organism: Emericellopsis atlantica
Lineage: Eukaryota; Fungi; Ascomycota; Sordariomycetes; Hypocreales; Bionectriaceae
Product: ribosomal protein L1p/L10e family protein
Exons: 3
Coding region: 1-654 (217 amino acids)
Biological process (GO): translation
Cellular component (GO): large ribosomal subunit
Molecular function (GO): structural constituent of ribosome; RNA binding
Source: RefSeq, a predicted model, not a curated record
AUGUCGAAGAUCACAGUCGCUAAUGUCCGGACGCAAGUCCAGGAGCUCCUGGAGUACUCCAACGAGACCAAGAAGCGCAACUUCCUCGAGACCGUCGAGCUCCAGAUCGGCCUGAAGAACUACGACCCCCAGCGUGACAAGCGUUUCUCUGGCACCAUCAAGCUGCCCGCUGUCCCCCGUCCCAACAUGGCCAUCUGCAUCCUCGGUGACCAGCACGAUCUCGACCGUGCCAAGCACGGCGGUGUCGACGCCAUGUCCGCCGAUGACCUCAAGAAGCUGAACAAGAACAAGAAGCUCAUCAAGAAGCUUGCUCGCAAGUACGAUGCCUUCAUUGCUUCCGAGGCUCUCAUCAAGCAGAUCCCCCGUCUCUUGGGUCCCGGUCUGUCCAAGGCUGGCAAGUUCCCCACCCCCGUCUCCCACGCCGAUGACCUCUCUGGCAAGAUCACCGAGGUCAAGUCCACCAUCAAGUUCCAGCUGAAGAAGGUUCUCUGCAUGGGUGUCGCCGUCGGCAACGUCGAGAUGGAGCAGGAGCAGCUGAUUGCCAACAUCAUGUUGUCCAUCAACUACCUCGUCUCCCUGCUCAAGAAGGGCUGGCAGAACGUUGGCAGCCUUGUCAUCAAGGCUUCCAUGUCUCCCCCUCACCGCCUCUACUAA